CCAUCACGAUGACUCGUUGGCCCCGCCCCUAAGUGACGCAUGCGUGGAGGAUAUGUUCCUCGCAGCAAAGUCCUCCUUUACUCCACACACGCUUCUAAGCCUCGGCACAUCUACUAACUACACUUUAUUCAUCCUCCGUGUCAGCAUCAACUCCACUCGUCUCACUCAACUUUGGACAUUAUUAGGCCCGCUUAGAUUGCUCGUUGUUUGAGCGCGCUAGUUAGCUUAGCAUGCUAGUUAGCUUAGCUUGUUAGCCGCUAACAAAGAGACGCGGAUUUGAUCAACACAUCGCUUAGUUAAGAUCAAGUGUUAGUGUAAAGUGUUGUGAUUGUGUGAAAAUGUGCGAAAGAACCAUAGCAGAGUACGAGGAGGAACUUUGUCCAACUAAAGAGGAGAAGGAGCGACCACAUCAAAAACCUCAAGUUGUGUUACACAGAACAGACGUCCAGCAGCUCCCUCACAUAAAAAAGGAGGAAGAGGAUCCACAGCCCCCCCACAUGAAAGAGGAAGAGGAGGAAGUGUGGAUGAGUCAGGAAGGAGAGUGUCUUCUAGGGCAGGAGGAGGCUGAUGUCAGCAAGUUUCCACUGACUGUUGUCUCUGUGAAGACUGAAGAGCAUGAAGACAAACCACCUGAGUCCUCACAGCUUCAUCACAGUCCAAACCUCAAUGAAGAACAUCUACCUCAUGAGCAGGAGGAGGAACCACAGUCCCCCCACAUACACAAGGAAGAAGGGGUACCACAGUCCCAACACAUCAAAGAGGGAGGAGAGGAGCCACAGCCCCCCCACAUUAAAGAGGAAGACGAGAAGCCACAGACCCAUAAUGUUAAACUGACCCUUCACAUUGAAGGUCAAGCGGAGGACCCACUGAUCUUACACAUCAAAAAGGAAGAGGAUGAUCCACUGACCCCUCACUUUAAGGAGCAAGAGAACCCACUGAACCCUCACAUUAAAGAGGAAGAGACGGACCCACUGACCCCUCACUUUAAAGAGGAAGAAGAGGACCAAGAGCCGCCGCACAUUAAAGAGGAAGAGGAGGAAGAGGGCAUCAGUCAGCCUAAAUGGUUGGAGGAGUUCCCAGUGACUGGUGUCCCUGUGAAGAGUGAAGAUGAUGAGGUGAAAGGUGAAAGUGAGGAGAGGGGAGGGGGGGAGCCUCCAAGCAGCAGCUCAACACAACACAUGACAACAGAAGCUGAUGGAGACCACUGUGGAGGAUCACAAGCAGACAAGCUCUUAGCUCCACUAUCAGAUAGUGAGGACACAACGUCACACUCUCCUGACUCUGAUGAUGAAGACUCUAAAGAUGAUAAGACAUGUCACACUGACAACACACACUUCACAUGUUCUCACUGUCACAAAACCUUUCAAUACCGUCGUAAUCUGAAAAGACACAUGAGAAGACACACCGGAGAAAAACCUUUUAUCUGUUCAAAAUGUGGCAAAGGUUUUGUAGAAAGUCACAAUUUGAAAAUACACAUGAGAACACACACCGGAGAAAAACCUUAUGUCUGUUCAAUCUGUGGUACAUGUUUUGUACAAAGAAUCAAUUUGCAAGUACACAUGAGAAGACACACUGGUGAAAAACCUUUUACCUGUUCUACCUGUGGUAAAGGUUUUACAGAAAGUCCGAGUUUGAAAGUACACAUGAGAACACACACUGGUGAAAAACCCUUUUCUUGCUCAGAAUGUGGUAAAGAUUUUGUUCAAAGUAAACAUUUGAAAGUACACAUGAGAACACACACUGGUGAAAAAUCACAUUCCUGUUCAAUCUGCAACAGAAGCUUUUGUGACCGAUCAAGCCUUGUAGCACACAUGAGAAGACACCCAGGAGAGAAAGUGUUGAGUUGCAGUGUGUGUGGUGAAAGAUUGUCUUCUAAGUACCAGUGUAAGAAACACAAGUGUGCUGGUGAGAACAGCAGCAGCAAAUGAAACUGCAGGAUUUGAAAUAAACUGUCCAGACUUUCAUUUUGACUUUCUAACAACAUCAGCACAUAUAACAUGUGUAACAUUGUUGUUUGUCUAACAAUCUGUUUAAUAUCAUUCUGCAUUUAUAGAUUAGAUAUUUUUUAUUAGUGUUUUUUUCAGUCAAGUAGAUGCAUUAAUAUGCGAUAUUGUGUACUUUUAUUAAAAAAUGGACAGAACAAUUUGAGUAAAAAGGUGGGAGUAAACAGUACAAGACAUAUUUUACAUGCAAUAAACAUUUUAUGUGUGUGUGUGUGUAU
Nerophis ophidion (straightnose pipefish) is the source of this 2221-nucleotide messenger RNA. RefSeq names its product zinc finger protein 33B-like. The transcript has 3 exons. The coding region runs from base 339 to 1928 and encodes 529 amino acids. The record is from RefSeq and is a predicted model, not a curated record. Lineage: Eukaryota; Metazoa; Chordata; Actinopteri; Syngnathiformes; Syngnathidae. Gene Ontology annotation, biological process: regulation of transcription by RNA polymerase II. Gene Ontology annotation, molecular function: DNA-binding transcription factor activity; RNA polymerase II cis-regulatory region sequence-specific DNA binding.